GAGAUAGAGAAGGAUUUGGAUGAUGUUCUACGUGAGGGUGAUUUCGAUGCGAUUGAUCAAACAGUGACUCCAAAAACCCUGGCAAGGUGUAAAACCAAUACUUUAAUCAAAUCUUUCCAGGUUGGUCUUGUAACUUUAUGUUUACCAAUUUUACCGGUAUACUUUACUCAAGGCUGUUUCGCCAGAAGAAGUGAAAAAAAUGUGAUCCUUAUUCACUGUGGUUUUGUUUCAGUACUCGACUUAGCUCGUCAUACGCAUACCACUCUCUCGAAUGAUUAGCAUUAAAACUAUAACCAGUCGUAACUUGUUCACUGUCCGAAAUUGUAUUUGUAUCUUUAUCACCCUUAAAGUAUCACUGGCUUGCAGUUAUAUCUUCUUUUGUUCUUACUGGUCAUCGAGGUUUCAGUGUGCUUUUUUACAACAGACAAUUGAGAAAACUCUCCUACCAUGUUCAUGAAUUGGAGGCUAACAAGAAAUCAGAAACAAUAUCAUUGAUUUUUUAAAGAAACUUUUGAUAAACAACAUAAAUGUACUUCCAUUUAAACGUAGGUCAAUAAAGCAUUGCGAGAUUUAGCAAAUGGUGCAAACCCGGAGGGAGACGAUAUAGAACAGCUAGAAAAAUCUAUAGGCGAGUUUACAUCAGCCUUGAUAGAUCCUCUUAAAGCCGACGCCGAUACCAGAAAUACAUUUAAAAGUUGUUUAGAUGAUGUGGUGGAGAAGGCAAUUGAAACGAAGCAGAAGAAGGUACUACACAAGUGAUAAAAAAGGUUUCUAAUGAAUACUUUCUGAUAUCCUUCUCCCCUAAAGUUGACUCUAGUGGGAAUGCUGUCGCCCAUCUAAUCACAUAGGUGCCCCUACCUUUACGUGCAGUGUAAGUAUGGAAAGAAGAAAAACAAUUAACAUUAUUAUAUACUAGACUUUCAGUCAACAAAACGAACACGAGGAUCGAUUCUAUAUUCGUUUCUUCAACCGCAAUGCACACAUAUAAUUUUCAUAUGUUUACAGCCAUUUUUCACCCCUUCGAAGGUCUAUUUGGAUCCAACAUAAUGACCAGCUCCCAGUUGGCUUGUUAGCUCGGUUGGUAGAGCACUGCACCGGUAUCGCAGAGGUCAUGAGUUCAAAUCCCGUACGGGCCUGAAUUUUUUUUUAAAGUCUUAUUUCAACUACUAGUUCAGUGAUGUUCAUAACUGCGAGGAUAGAUUCUAUAUUCGAGCACUGUGAUUGGUUGAUUCUUGAUCACGUGCCCUUUAUCAAAUUCAAAUGUAUUCCGACCAGGAUACAAUUGCGCAGUUGUUGCCCGCGCUCCGAGUACAACAGCAUGUUUUUGCCAUAUGACUGUUUGAGGGAAAGUCUAAAUAUAUAAUAAAACACUUAAUAUACGGUCACUCGGGAAACUAGUUAGUGUUGUUUUCUUCGUCUUAGGAAACAUCAGGACUAGAGGGCAAACAAAACUAACUGUUUCCCUCGGGACCAUACAUUAAGAACAUAAUGUCCCCACCAAAAACCACCGGUGAAAGCUUCCUCGCCGGUGUGAUAUUACAAAGGGGAAAAGAUAUUUUUUAAGAUUUAUGCACACAGUAUUACGAUAUACUUCGUACCAAUCAAAUGUACAGGACGUCAUUUUUAUGUUUCUCUACUUUAUGUACAAAGAAGCAAUUAAUCAAUUUUCAGUGAACGAAAUUUACAUUCUAGUGAAUCUACUGAAUAACGUGACGCCAAACUGAAUGAUUUAAAGACACUGAACACACCCACAGCUCGACGCCUUAGCUGAUCUGGCCAGAAAUUAUUUUCUAACUUAAAUUUUAUUAGUUAUUGCUAAGAAAUCUUUCACACCCUUGCUUUAGCAGUUCUAUUCUGUUGUAGAUUACAGAUGAGGUCAAAAUGUGGUAAGAACAAAAUGGUAGCACAUGACGCGCGGCCGGGUGUGUAACUGUAUGUUGCAAGAAUUGUUUUGCAUUUAAUGAAGCCAAACUUUGUUCAUGGUGACGUCCCCUAUGAGGUUCUCCUCUGAUAAGUACUGAGCAUGAACCAAUUCAAAUUCUGCUUAUUGUGUAAAACAAUGUAUUGACGAAUUUUUUUUGCAGUUCAUCUGUCACCCAGUGGUGUACAACUUGCUCAACUCCAGAUGGUACCGCUCCUUUUUCCACGUAAGAAAAGAAUCAUGGUGGACACCUAAACGCUGGGGAUACUUUUUUCUCAACCUCUGGACAGUGUUUGACAUCGUCUUUUUUCCCUUUCUCUUUGCCAUUUUCUUCGUCGUGCAUUUGGUAAAACGGGCCUUGAGGAGGAAAAGAGGUUUUUAAUAUCGUUUAUUAGCAUUCGUUUAGGUAGUUGACAUGGUACAGUAGAUGGUAAUGCGUUUUUAGCAAGCUCUCAGGUAUUCGAAAGGUUUGGGCUUAGAGGGGGAGAGGGGUGGGGCGCGGAGGGUGAUGGCUUUUCUGUAUUUUAUUCCUAAUUCCAUAAAACUGAGUUACCAUGCAAGCUGAGUUCUCUCAAUUGAAAAAAUACAGGAGUCCUUGGUAAAGCUAUUCGCGAAGCGCGGGUCACACAUUCUUCCCUGGCACGUGAAACGCGCUCUGUGCUUGCCUCGUGCUUACAAAAAACUAAGCCUGUUCUGCAGGUUAUAUCGUUCGAGGAGCGUCUACAGGCCUGGUAGUUGUUCCCACCUGAUCAUAACAGUCUUAAGAAUGGCUGAGAUCGUUAUAACUAAGUCAUGAGAUUAGAUACAAGCAGCCACUAGGGAGUUGUUGUGGUGCUUUGUAUCAGUUGUUGUAUGUUUCCUUUAUUGAUCAGGGGUUUAAUCGCUCACUUUCUAAUGCUUUCCUUGAUGAUUUUUUAGAAAAUGAAAUAUGUUUUGUUUUGACGCUGGGCAAAGAUACCUCAGAAAAAGAAUUUAUUCUAAUGAAAAGGACGAUAAACUACAUUGUUGGUGAAUAUGGCUGCCACUCUGCCAAAUACUGUGUUGUUUUACAUGAAGACUAUAAAAUUAUCGGUAAAGAGGGGUGGUCUACUGAGGCUGCACUUCCAGGAUGGAUUGACCCGUUACAGCUGCCAAACUCUACCACUUCACUCGCUAACGAUCUUAUGGUCACCCGAGAUGCAUUCACAAACCAAACACGUAGGGAAGAGGCCAAAAAGGUGAGGAAUACUUGAGCACAACCGUCUUCUUGAGCGCUGUCGAGUUUUGUCUCUUAACUUGCUCCCAUGGGCUCAUUUUGCAGUCAUGGGCUGGUUAUCAGGCCUUGGUUAGUUAUACUUACAAUUCAUAUUCAAUGUUGAUUGAUUUUGACGACCGCAAGCUACAGUUGAUUUUUCUUUAACGCAUAAACACAAAUCAUGUUUUAGUUAGUGUCAAUCGAUUUAAUUUCAACUCUCUGCUAUCCAUUUUACUAUUUGCAUUAACUGAUGCCUUCUCAGUCAAAGAGCAUGCUUACAUUUUGCAUACAAAUUAAUUAUUUAGUUCUUUAUCGUAUCUGGCAUUGUAUGUUAUGCAAUAGCUAAGAUACUUACAAGCGCAUCAGUAAUAUUUAAUGCAAAUCCAAUUAUUGUUGUUAAAAGUGUUUUUUUUUCCAUUGAAAAAAUUCAAGCUGCUCCUUUAAUUUAUAAGAAGGCCAGUGUAUUUUCAAAACUGAUAAGUUUGGGCUCAUAUUUGAUAAAACUUGUAACUUUGGUUUUGAGAAUCAAAGGAAUAAAUAUCACCUUUUUUUAAAAUUUUAUUUCUACAUUAGGUGGUCGUGCUCUUUCUUAAUGACUCGUUACGCAAGGUUGAGGCUAACACCGAGAGACUACCGUCGUUAGUAAAGGAGAUAGAAGAUAUGCAAGUUAACAUCGUUCCCGUCGGUAUCGGGGAGUACGCCAAAUUAUCAGAAUUAAAUAAGAUGGCAACUAAAGAUGGCACAGCACGUCACUUUGGAGAAUACGAGUCACCCGAGACGUUGGGAACAGCUGUCAUACAAGGUAAUCUAUGGAGGUUUAAAGUUAUGAUAUUAAAAAACCCUACGUAGCAUGAUUAUACUCUUAUUUGGUUUGGGAAAAAGAAAGUAUUGCAUGCAGUUGUUACAAUUCGAAUUGAGGAAGGUUUUAAACGGUGGUAUAUUUUUAGAAGCUUUAACUUUUCUCCCCACUGCUCGGAAGUAUGACUGGCUUUAUAAUUGAGAUGUUUUACUUUCUUACAGCUAUCGAGGGAAAGAACAUCUACGGUGAGGACGGGCUAUUUUUGGUAGCUAGAUUUCCAAAGACCAUUGAACUUUUUUUUUCUAAUACUUUUCGCCAGAUCGUUGGCGCUUUCAGAGUUUUCCUUUGAUAGCCUCCAUUGUAAGCUAGUGUCUCAAUCACUGUUGUCCUGGUAUAACUAUGAUUACUAUGAUGUCUUCCAGAGAAAUACAAGGAUUACUUUACGACUCCUUAUUUCAUCUUUUUCCGCGACACGCUGAGCUAUCUCACCUUUCUUGGUCUUCACUUCGCCAUUUGUCUGUCCCCUUCCUCUAUUGCCUUCACUCGACUAGAAUGGGCCAUUUUAGUUUUCUUCCUGGGACGCGUUUUGAUGGAGGUGGAUCAGUUUAUUAAAAAGGCUGGUAUGAAAGCACCAAAGGGUCAACAGGAGACAAAUGAGGCAGGAGAAGACAAUAUCUUGCUAAAGAUGCUUAGAAAUUAUUUCAGGUAUUUCAGGUUUUUAUUGUCUGUUUCUAGUUUUGGAAUGUGAUAAUACUAGAUUCUCAUUCGUGUUGGGGUAUGAUUAGGAGAGAAGGAUGGGAAAAAGAGAUAACAACUUGACUAAGGUAACAAAAUGAGCCAUUGUUCUCUGCUUUGGUGCCCCGAUCAUUUUCAGAGCUGCAUCAACCAAUCAUGAGGCGACAUUGUUCACUGUCAGGGUUCAUUAACUGGCUCAUGCUCAUUGUAACAACAGAUAGUGGUAAAUGUUAGAACUGAUUAUCUUGCUUGCGAAUUAUGCAAGGUCUUUUCACUGAUUACGUUAAAUAAUGCUCUUGUAAUACAGUUGGUAUCCAUUACUUUUAUAGAAGCGCUUGGAAUGUGCUUGACUUCAUCAUUCUUGUUUUCUACCUGAUCACCUUCAUCUUACGCAUAAUUACAUGGAAAAACUCCAUAGACGUGUCAGGCAACAGACUCUUGGCUGUGUCAGAGUAUUUCUAUGGAUUUAUCGCCAUGUUUCUCACACCAAGAGCCUUUGGUCAAGUCAUUGAACGCUUGCGGGGAAUGGGUGCAAUACAAAUCGCUUUGUUCUUUGUUAUCUGGGAUGUAAUGGCGAUAUUUUCGCAGUUUUUGGCCAUGAUAAUUGCAUUUUCUCUGGCUAUGACCAAGGUAUAUCUUUCUGAGAAGGCGUAUACCUCAGGAAAAGAUUCCGUCGAGGAUUUGUGAGUACAUGUUGCGAUCUUUCUCGAACUCAUGAACAACAGAUUCUAAGUUGCUGGGCAUAUUCAUUUGUUACUUUUUUUAUAGUGGGCUGGGAGAGCUUUUCUUUUAUGUUCUGGAGGGGAACCUCGUGUCUGUCUGAACCACCAAUGUAGGAAACAGUGGGCUAAAACCUAAGCAAGUGAGAUUUAGUUUUGUGGAUGGGAAGCCUAACAGAAGAGUAAAACUACUUAGAUCAGAAUGUCAAACUCUGCACGAAAGGCCGAUUUUUUUACGGUCUUAAUGAAUACUCAGGGAGGAGAUCUCACAAAGAGGACCCAAUGAAUAAGGCACUACGUAGCACCACUACUACACAAAAGGUUUGACAUCAAAUUACGAUAGCCUGAUACCCAAUGAUCAUCGCUGGGUCAGUCAAAGUCACAAAUUAUGGGGUCAGUGAUUUGCUACACACUGACUUUAAAGGAGCGAGGGUGCUUCUGGAAGCUAAACGGUAAACCAUGGCAACGGUUUCUUUAACAUUCAUUUUCUCCUAUCAUUUUAAGGGUAUGCAGCGAUUCCGGGAUAAUCUGGUAAGAGUGAAAUAGUUGUUGUUAUUUUUUACUCUAAUUUUUAACUUUGUACUCUGAUGUCUGAGAUAUACCAUAUUACACGAAAUCUUUGCCAAACUUUAAUUUCCCGCUUUCAGUAUGCCGCGAUUAUUUUAAAACUCAUCAUUUCAAGCGUGAAACUUUUAGGCGAAAAAAGUCAGCGACCCAGUACGUCAGCUAGGUUUCACUUGCGUUAAACAAUGAUUAAUAGCUGGUUAUCUAUCUACCCGAGAGAUCGGAUCGAUAGAUUUGAAUCUAUGAUCCAUGUAGGAGCAGUGACACAAUGGCUUCCAGGAUACAGACGUUUAAAAACAUUUAUGGCGGUCAUAACGAUUUAAAUUUUAAAAAUUGAAUGGUUUUCGACCUAACUCGUUGCUUAUGUUCUUCAGUUGGUGGAACAUGGCGAAACACCAUGGUUGGUCUUUACUGGGUUUAGUUGACCUGGAUAGCUUGAACUCCGUCGACAAUCCAUCCGUUUCUCUUAUUCAUGUGCUGUACAGCUUCUUCUUAAUCAUGGCAGUUGUUUUUCUCGUGCACAUGAUGGUUGCGUUGCUCUCCAACACCUAUCAGCAGGUUCAGGUACUAAACAGUCUCUUUACCUUCGCUGAUAUAAAUUAUAUUAAUUCUGUUCAUAAUUCCAUAUGAGAAGUUCUCGACAGUAAACUUAGGAGGACUCUUUUGGCGUAAGAUAUAAAAUAUAUUUUUCGCAAAGUUCAUAAGAUUCUAUGAUCAUUUAUAAAUUUAUUUUUGGCCGACUGACACUGUAGACGAAAAUGAUGGUGGAUAUUGUCCCUUAGGUAUGAUAUGUCAAAAAUAUUCUUACGCUAUAGGAGUGUCGCCUGUUGUUUUUAUUAACUGGUAUUUACUUAGAGGCUGUUACGUCCCUCUCUAUUCCUCUGUUAUUAGGAUAAUUCACUGCAGGAGUGGUCUUUCAUGAGAGCCAUUACUGCAAGGACUUACAUCACCUAUCAUCCGAUACCAGUGCCUUUCAACCUUUUGUCUGUCCCCUUGAUAGUGCUCUGGAACCUCUGUCGUAAGUGUUCGUGUAGAACAUGGUGCGACACUCCUGCUUCGCUCGAGGGCGGACGGGUAAGCUGGUAACGCCUUGCCAAUUAAUUUUGUGAGUUUUAACAAGCUGCUGUUGUUUAAAGGUAUCAUUCACGUCUGCUCAGUGAUUUUACUUCACUUUCGAUGUGGCCUUCUUUGAUUCGACAGAGAGUGGCUCUGGAUAAAGUGGUGAAAAAACUAGAAAGCGUGUACUUCGAGAAAUACGGUUAUGAAUUUCCCCUCACAGGUGGGUGAUAUGCUAGGUUGGUAGAUAGCCCCAGAAAUCUAUGACAUGGUGAUACAAAAGAAUAUUGCGCAAAGAGAUGCUCUACUACUAAACCUUGCUUUGUUAUUAUCAAUUUCUUUAGAAAUUUAACAUUUCUGAAGAACGUUAAACCAUUAGAGGUUGGAAUAAAACAUGAAAUAAAAAAUCACAAAUAAUUCUAAUAAUGAUGGUCUCUUCAUAACGAAGCGUAUUGGGAAUAUUUUGCUAACACGAUUCAGAAAAGGCCAAUUUAAUACUUCGUUCCUCGCUUUGUUUUAGAGGGGAAAAAGAUGGACCACCUGGUGCAUAAAAAAUGAGGAAGGUCGAAGAUUGGCCAAUCAGAUAGUUCGGCAAGUAUUCCGGCCGCGUGGAAACAAGGAGGAGAAACUUGCGUUUGGCCAAAGAGUGAGUGUUUUUCAUGCCCACAUUCGCAUGUUAAUUAAACAAGAAGUUUCCCUACCAUAUACUAUAGAUCCUGCUACAUCAGGAUACACCUUUUUUUACCUUUUUAAUUUUCAUUUUUUACCCUUUCUCUCGAACAAAAAUUUAAAUGUGCGAUUAAGAAAAUCACUCAAGAAAUGUUGCGCUGUAGUUUCCUUCUACCCUUGAAGAAAAAUGAACUGUUUUGUUGUGUCUUAAAAAAUGUGAUCUCAAAUGCUGCUCCGGAAAUUUAAGUACAAAAAAAGUCAACAAAAUUUGCUUUCAACGAAAAUGAACGGGAGGGCUAUAAAUUGAAUAAAACCCCUUAUAGCUUGCUGGUAUGUCGGCUGAUAACGUCCCCGGUUCAGAAAUUGUCUUUAAGUUUUCAAAUUUCUCCUUGAAGCUUUGGUUCUUGGCCAAAUAUUCAUUUUUGGACGAUGUCUCAGCCGCUAACAUUUUCAAGUUACAUAGCAGCCACCUGAAGGGGUCUUUCAUGUUACUAAAGUUUUGUUCGAUUGUCAUUUAAAGGCGUGGUAUGAUUCGCCGGGAAUUACUGUCGAUGGCUGUCUCCUAACUUACAAGGGACCUGAUUCCUGCAAAACAUGCAAAGAAGGAAAACCUAGGAACAUUCACAGUGCCAAAUUCAAGUCUCCCUUUACACCAGAGACACCACGAUUUGAGGUGUGCUUUUGAUUCAUGGAGAAUUAUUUGCGAACAACAAAUUUAAUUCAAAUACUUCCUGCUUCAUGAUAGACUCUCUGAAGAUGCAACAUAAGCACAUAUCCUUUUGACCCUCUUCCUUUUAAGAAUCUCUCUUUUGUAGUAGCUGGUAUUCUUUUCUAUUUUGGAGAACUACUGACACUCGUUUUUUUAAGAAUGAACCUAAUAGUGCCUCCAUAUUAGAAAGACAAGACCGGUUCCUAAAAACAUCUUUAUGUUCCUCUUGUGGUAUCCUACUCUCACCUUCUUUCAUGAUAACUUGUCAACAUCGAUCUCGUUUGGGCACUUAACCCUGUAACACCUAAGAGUGAUUAGCAUGUAAUUUCUCCACAAAUUAUCAUCCCUGUGUUGAACAUUAGGGUCACAAGAAUAAAGUAAAUCAUCGCCAACCGAAAAAGCUCUUCAUUGUUUAACUAUAAUUCUUCCUUUUUAGCACAAAUGUAGGAACCUCAGGCGAAGCUAUGGCGUGCGGGCGUGAUAUCAGUGAUAACGCUCGAGAGAGCGCACAGAGUCGAACGCAAUUACUUCAAUUAGCAGUCCUUUGACUCAUAUCUUUAAUUUAUCGCUCAGUUCUGGAGUUGUCCCAGCAGAGCUCAUUCAAAUAUCAAAUGUGGUGUCCCUCAGGGCUCCAUUCUUGGUCCUCUGCUCUUGCUAUUUACAUCAAUGAUAUGUGUGAUGUCUCAGAGGUUUUGGGCUUCAUUCUUUUUGCUGAUGAUACAAAAAUCUUUUUCUCUCAUAAAAAUUUGAAUUUUAUCGAGAAAACCUUGAAUGAAGGAUUGCUUAACCUAACAGACUGGUGCCGAGUCAAUAAGCUUUCAAUAAAUAUAAUUAAAUCAAAUUUCAUGGUUUUAAAACCAAGACAGAAAAGGGAAAAUCUUAACAUUAAACUAGAGUUUAAACAAUGUACUAUACUAGGUGUUAUUGUUGACGAAAAUUUGUCAUGGAAACUGCACAUUGCUAAUAUCGUUAGCAAAGUUUCAAAAUCCAUCGAUAUAGUCUAUAAAGCUAGUCUCUGCCUACCUACUUCAACUUUUUUUACCCUGUGCUAUAGUCUUGUUUAUCCCUACUUACUUUAUUGCAUUAUGGUAUGGGACUUCACUUAUCCAUCCACCUUGAAACAUAUUGCUCUACUCCAGAUAAAGGUGGUACGAUUUAUAUCAAGAAGUACUUUUAACGCUCAUACUGAACCUAUAUUUAGGCAGUUGAAAAUACAAUAUGUAUCGAUUUUAAAUAGGAAAGAUCAUGUUUUUGUUCAAGAUAGGCCGUCUUCCCGAUGCUCUUGGAAGAUUACUUCAUUUUCGAGUAGCAGUCAUUCCUAUUACGCCAGACAAUGCAUUUCUUUUACAUACCCCUUUGCAGAACAAAUAUCAACAGUUUGCGUUAUGUUUCCAAGGACGUAAAUUUUUCAAUUCUUCGAAUACAGAAAUCCAAAAUGUUGGCACACUUUCCCUGUUUAAGUUCAAAUUAAGAACACUACUCCUAAGUUGACUUCCUUUUUCUUCUUCUUUCUCUCCUUCUUUUUAUUUAUUUAUUUAUUUUAUUAUUAUUUUUUUUUCUGACUUUUCUCUCGCUGCUUAAGUAUAUAUUUGUUUGAGUGCCUGCUAUUAUUGUUGUUGUUUUGUGUGUGUGUGUGUGUGUGUGUGUGUGUCUUUUCCUUUUUAACCUAAAACAUUUUUGUACCUAAAUCACGCCAUAAAAUUAAUACCUCACUUUUGUAAAAUACGAGGAGCCUGUAGCUCGCAUAAGCCUCCUGGUUUCCCUACGGGUUUCCUCGCCACAUGCAAAAUCUUCUGCUAUAUCAUAUUAAUGUAAAUGAAAUUCCUUCUUUAUUCCUACUGAUGUACCAUAAUUACAAAAUGGCAAAAAAAAAAAUGUAUGGAGUACCGCUAGAGAAAAUUCAUGAUGGUGUUAGGGUGUGAAAGGUUAUGUUUAUCUCCUUGCUCCACUUCGUUGAGGUGCAUGUCAGGGUCAAGUUAUAAGGCCUUAGAUGACCACCUUUGAAUAACGUAAUGGUUUUUAUUAAUUUUAUUAUUGCUAUUAUUAUUUAUAUUCUUGCCAUUAUUUUAUACUUAUCAUCAUUAUUGCAGUUGUUAUUAUAGCUGCUUUUUUUGUUCAUAUGAUCCUUAUUUCGGGUGUUGAUUGUUUAUAUUAUCACUAACAUCGUCUUUAUCAUCGUUAUUAUCUUGUUUUGAUCUAAGAAACUAGUAUUCCCUCGCGCUCAUUUGCGAAAAACCCAUUCUCAGCCUGAAACAAAAAUUAAAAGCAUGGGACUUGGGCUUGGGGCAACUGUAACAACAGAGUCUAAAAAGCAAAAGUCCGUCAUUGUUUUGCAGGUACUUAUUCAGGAGACUGGGGAAAGGCGUAUUGCGGCUCUUGGUGCUGUGCAUGAGUCGUACGACUGUCACAAAAUGCCUGGCUGGUAUAGUGGAACAGUCGGUUACCACAUAGACGAUGGUAAAAUAUUUGAAACUGGCUUCCAUGAGCUGGGAAAAAAAGUCGAAGGUAUGGGUUACUUUGACGAUAGGUGAACGAUAUCUGCCGCAAGGAUCUGUUGGCGCUUGGAAACGUAGUCAAUGCCUUGCCGUCCUUGCCCCAUGUUUGGUUUAUUUUGCUAUCUUUUUGCUAUGUACUUAAUGUUUUCUGUUGAUAACUUAGGAGCUAUGGCUUACCGCGGCGAUCUCAUCGCAUGUGAAGUUGAUUUUAGUGGAGUCCCCGAGGAAGUCUCUGUGUUGUUCUCCUUGAACGGUAGAGAGGUAGCGUGUUGUUCAUUGGAGUAUACAGAGGGAAAUAAACUAUUUCCCUUCGUUUCAUUGGGAUUUGAAGGCAUUACAGUGCUCACCAAGGUAUGUUUGAAAGAG
Pocillopora meandrina is the source of this 11267-nucleotide messenger RNA. Lineage: Eukaryota; Metazoa; Cnidaria; Anthozoa; Scleractinia; Pocilloporidae. The record is from the annotation of a GenBank genome assembly.